AUGGCUUCAUCCCAGGCGAGCAAAGCGCCCGUAAACCCAGCGGAUUCUGUUGACGAGGAAUUCGUCGAGGACAUGUCAAAUUUCCGGAUACACCUGAACCCAGCAUCGAUGAUUCCAGACUUGUUCUCAACAUACCCCCCUGUGAGGGAUGAGCUUGAUACCGAUACCUCAGCGACGCAAGAUGAGACUGUCGAGAUCUGCCUCCCGUACAUUUCUGGGCAAGAUGCGGAUGUCAAAUACAAUGACUACGGCGUGCCCAGUCUCGACCGCGAAGGACACGCCAGGUUCCUGCACCGCAACCUCGGGACACUCCCGGCGCCCUUCAUCGCUGCCGAUGCUAGUCGUCCGUGGUUCCUGUUCUGGUGUCUCAACGCGCUCACGUUGCUUGGCGAGGAUGUCUCUGGCUAUCGCGAGCGUCUGAUUGAGACUGCGCUGUCCAUGCAGAACGAGUCAGGUGGUUUCGGUGGCGGGCCGGGCCAGCUCUCCCACCUGGCGACCACCUAUGCCGUGAUACUGUCCCUCGCAAUUGUCGGCGGCCAAGACUGCUACGAAGUCAUUGAUAGGAAGGCUCUCUGGAGAUGGCUCUGCCUACUGAAACAGGCCGACGGCGGUUUCCGCAUGUCGACAGACGGAGAGGAAGACAUCAGGGGCGCGUACUGUGCGGUAGUCAUCAUCUCGCUUCUCGGCCUGCCCCUGGAUCUCACCCGAGAAUCGCCUGCAUGGACGUCGGAUGGGACUGCCACUCUGUUCACUGGCCUUGGGAAAUGGGUUCGUCGAUGCCAAACGUUUGAGGGAGGCAUAUCGGGGCAGCCCGAUGCGGAAGCUCACGGUGCAUAUGCAUUCUGUGCACUCGGGUGCUUGUCUAUAUUGGACACGCCUAACCGGAGCUUUCCUCAAUAUCUUGACGUUCCACGACUCAUCGCUUGGCUGUCAUCACGGCAGUAUGCCCCGGAAGGUGGGUUUUCUGGUCGCACCAACAAGCUCGUAGAUGGAUGCUACAGCCACUGGGUCGGUGGGUGCUGGCCACUUCUUGAAGCGUGUGUGGGCGCUCAGGGGUCACCCGGCGCUGCUCUGUUUGAGAACGCUUCACAGAGUCUGUUCAGUCGCGAGGGCCUGAUACGGUAUAUUCUCUCUUGCUGCCAGGACAGGACUAAGCGUGGUGGCUUGCGAGACAAGCCUGGGAAGCCGUCGGACGCCUACCAUUCUUGCUACGUUCUAUCUGGCCUGAGCUCUGCGGAGCACAAGUGGGAGCUCCAAUCGCCCAGCGCCCAGGAGCCGAUGCAAGGCUCCGGCGGCCCCGUGUGGAGAGUCUCACCUUACCCAUAUGACGUGCAGAUAUUCGACGAAGCGGAUCGCGUGGGUACCAUUCAUCCCGUCUACACCAUACCGGAAGGAAAAGUCAUCGAGAUCCAGGAGUAUUUUAUGUCCAAGGAGGGGUUCUAG
This is a messenger RNA of Thyridium curvatum, 1443 nucleotides long. RefSeq lists its product as uncharacterized. Gene Ontology annotation, molecular function: protein farnesyltransferase activity. Gene Ontology annotation, biological process: protein farnesylation. Lineage: Eukaryota; Fungi; Ascomycota; Sordariomycetes; Thyridiales; Thyridiaceae. The transcript has 4 exons. Gene Ontology annotation, cellular component: protein farnesyltransferase complex. The record is from RefSeq and is a predicted model, not a curated record. Bases 1 to 1443 code for a protein of 480 amino acids.